Cylicostephanus goldi is the source of this 324-nucleotide messenger RNA. NCBI's taxonomy places the organism in Eukaryota, Metazoa, Nematoda, Chromadorea, Rhabditida, Strongylidae. The record is from the annotation of a GenBank genome assembly.
AUGCGCUGGGCAGUGGUUAUCGUGCCUUUGUGUUGGUGUACUCUUGACACUACGCCACCGUACGAAGUUAAUGUGAGGAGCACCGGGUCAUCAGCCAAUGACGAAGGAUACAAGAUUGCAUCGGAAAUUCUUAGAAAUUCCAUAAACUUUUCGGUGGAUCCAUGUGAGGAUUUCUUCGAAUUUGCUUGUGGCAAUUGGGUAGCUAGACAUCCACUUCCUCCAGACGAAGUCAGCUACGACCAAUUUAGGAGGCUAAAAGAUAAAAUGCAGGAGGAAAUUAGAAGUACGUACGUGACCGUCAGGCAAGAUCUGCGAUUGCUGUAG